CAGAAUUUUCAAUUUUCCCUUCACAUAACGUUACCCAUUUUUCCUCUUUCAAAUUUUACCUUUCACUUUCUCACUCUUUUCCUUCAGCAACCCCUUUCAGCCACCAUCACUCAACACUGAACACCACAGCAAUUAAAGCUAGCUUCUAUCAUUUUCAAUUUUCACCCACUCAACAAAAAUGGGUGAAAAACUCAAAAUCUAGCUCAGUUUUCAGUGAAAUGUAGCUGAAAAAUCAAAAAACUCUCACUCUUUCUAGGGUUUUGCAUUGGAAGUUCGAACUUUCAAACCAAGUCAAGUUGGAAAAAAAAUCACUUUCUUUAAUCGAUUCUGGUGAGAAAGCAUUGACCUGAGAGGUUUGGAAUGUCGGGCCCACCCAGAGUUCGAUCCAUGAACGUGGCCGUCGGCGACCAUGAGGCGCGCCCGGUGCUGGUCCCGGCUUGCAACAAGGCUCGGCCUGCCGCCGUCGAUGGGCGGAAGCCGGUGAAGAAAUCGGUGCUGGAGACGGAGAAGGAGAAGAAGCCGGUGGCGCAUCCGAACCCGCCGCAGCGUGUGUUGGUGUCGCCGGUGGUUUCGAGGCGGCAGGAUCAUCAUCACCUUGCUGUGCUGAAGAACCUGUCGAUGAGUGCUUCGUGCUCCUCGGAUGCGUCGUCUACGGAUUCUUCCACGCAGAGCAGUGGCGCGUCGUCGAGCGGGAAGGUGGCUCGGCGCGUGAGGAAGAAGCAGGCUGGUGCCAGGACGGAGAAGGUGAGCGCUGACAAUGUGGCCGUGGCGGCUUCAUCUGUUGACGCAGAUUCAACUGAUGGCUUAGAGAGCAAGAAAAGGUGUGCUUGGGUUACAGCGAAUACAGAACCAUGCUAUAUUGCUUUUCAUGACGAAGAGUGGGGAGUUCCUGUUCAUGAUGACAAGAAACUAUUUGAGUUGCUCAGCUUCUCUGGAGCCUUGGCUGAACUUACGUGGCCUACCAUUCUUAGCAAAAGGCAGUUAUUUCGGGAAGUCUUUUUGGAUUUUGAUCCAAAUGUUGUUUCAAAAAUGAAUGAGAAGAAGAUAGUUGCACCAGGGAACUCUGCCUGCACGUUGCUAUCAGAGCUGAGGUUGCGAUCAAUAAUUGAAAAUGCACGUCAAAUGUGUAAGGUAAUUGAGGAGUUUGGGUCCUUUGACACAUUUAUUUGGAACUUUGUGAAUAAUAAGCCAAUAGUCAGCCAGUUCCGGUACGCGCGCCAGGUGCCAGUCAAAUCUCCGAAAGCAGAAUUCAUAAGUAAAGACCUUGUAAGGAGAGGAUUCAGGAGCGUGGGACCAACAGUCAUCUAUACUUUUAUGCAAGUAGCUGGUCUAACAAAUGACCACCUUAUCAGUUGCUUCAGAUUCAAGGAGUGUACCUCCAAUGCAGAAACAGUGAACAAAGAGAGCUCCCUCAACUCUAAGGUCAAAGAGAAGGCCAAUGAGGAGGAGCCUAAUGAGAUGGGUCUGUUGCUAGCUGUGAACAAGUUGAACUUCACCUCUAAGUAGUUUCAGGACUUCGGUUAAUGAAUGGUCAUGUGGUGGAUUUCAGGGGAGGUGGGUAGGCUGUGGAAUGUACAAAUCCAUACAGAUUUGAAUGCAAUAGCCCGAAGGCAGUUGUAUUUGUUUGAAAAGUAAAAUGACCUUUGUCCUUCAAGUUCUCAUGUAUGAAAGAUAUGCUGAAAUCGUUGCAGUUGUAGUUA
Lotus japonicus is the source of this 1700-nucleotide messenger RNA. RefSeq lists its product as uncharacterized. Gene Ontology annotation, molecular function: DNA-3-methyladenine glycosylase activity. The transcript is spliced from 5 exons. NCBI's taxonomy places the organism in Eukaryota, Viridiplantae, Streptophyta, Magnoliopsida, Fabales, Fabaceae. The record is from RefSeq and is a predicted model, not a curated record. Gene Ontology annotation, biological process: base-excision repair. Bases 361 to 1506 code for a protein of 381 amino acids.